Lithohypha guttulata is the source of this 1041-nucleotide messenger RNA. RefSeq lists its product as uncharacterized. Lineage: Eukaryota; Fungi; Ascomycota; Eurotiomycetes; Chaetothyriales; Trichomeriaceae. Gene Ontology annotation, molecular function: oxidoreductase activity; zinc ion binding. The transcript has a single exon. The coding region runs from base 1 to 1041 and encodes 346 amino acids. The record is from RefSeq and is a predicted model, not a curated record.
AUGUCUCAAAUAAAAGCCAUUUGUUUCAAAGAAGGUGGCGGCAAAGCCGCAAGAUGCCUCGAGCUGACCACCCGACCAAAGCCUGAUCCAAAGGCAGACGAUCUUCUGGUAAACAUAAAAGCAUGCGCUGUCAACCCAGUUGACACCAAGAUUCGACAAGGUGCUUUCCCGGCGGCUGAUAUUACAGGCUACGACGCUGCUGGCAUAGUCGAGAAAGUCGGCAGCAAUGUGACAGCCUUCAAACCUGGUGAUGAGGUGUACUAUUCUGGUCAGCUGGGUCAGCCAGGCACCACAGCAACUUACAGUCUGGUCAAUUCCAAGCUGGCUGCUUUGAAGCCAAAGUCCCUUGAUUUCGUCGAUGCUGCAGCUGUUCCACUUGUGAGUUUGACCGCUUGGGAACUGUUUGAAGAGCAUUUCAAUCUCAUCGAGGGAGAUCCUCAAGGAAAGCAAGCAAAGAAAUCAAUAUUGAUUAUCAACGGCGCAGGAGGCGUUGGCUCAAUAGCAACUCAGCUGGCUCGAAAGGUCUUCAAGCUUGAACGAGUCGUUGUUACAGCUUCACGACCAGAGACAAUAGAGCACGCCAAGAAAAUGGGUGCAACAGAUGUCAUCUCCCAUCGGGAAGAGCUGAAACCACAACUCGAGAAGCUCGGCUUGCAGGCAGUGGAGUAUAUCAUGAUCUGCCAUUCCACAAUUUCUUAUAUGGAUGUCGCGGUCGAUAUUGCUGCCCCAACUGGCAAGAUUGGUAGCAUUGUUGAGGUUUCCGAGCCUUUGCCUGGCCUUCACAAGAUCGACGCUUUCAUGAAGGCCUUGAGCUUCCAUUGGGAAGUUAUGUUGAGUAAAGGCGUGUACAAUUACGACUUGGAGAGUCAAGGCGACAUACUAAAACGCGUGGCGAAAGCGUACGAUGAUGGGUUGUUGACGACACUGGUGGUAGAACAGCACACUUUGAGCGUAAAGAGUCUGAUAGCCGCACACGAAAAGCUCGAAGCUGGAACGUCAAUUGGCAAGAUAGCACUUACGGUUGGCGAUGAUAUCCAGUAA